AAUUUUUAUGCGACUGAAAAAGUUGAAAUUGAAACUCCGCCCAUCUCUUCAUCUUAUUCCAUAUUCCUUCCGACCUCCCUCCUCCCUUCCUCCUUCCGCCUGUCAUGUCCAAUUUUGUUCAAGGGCUUCACGACCUUCUCCAGCAGGCUACUGCCGGAGACACAAAUCUAUUGAAAUCCGCGACGGCCCAGCUCAACCUUGAGUACUACAAAAACCCGGCAUGCAUCCCCGCCCUCGCUUCGAUCAUGUCCAGCGCCGCGACCCAACCUGUCCGCCAGCUCGCUGCCGUUGAGAUGCGAAAGCGGGUCAGCCAAAACAGCAGUGCUCUGUGGACCCAGCUCGGACAAUCGGACCGAUCUCACCUUGUUCGACACUCUGUCGCUCGUGUCAUUGCUGCCAUCGCUAACAUCGAGAUCCCGCUCGGUACAUGGCCCGAACUCCUGGGCUUCCUCACCCACCUGUGUCUCCCAGCAAGUGCUGCAACGGGAAUCGGCAUCUUCAUGCUUUACACGUUCUUCACAUUAUUCUCACAACUUCUCGCGGAUCCCGAGAGCAUCGAGGUCCGGAUCACCACUGUUCGGGCUUUGGGCGUGAUCGCGAGCUACAUUGACGUUGAGGACAAGGCCGAAGUGUCAGUCCUCCAUCCCCAAAUACUCGCACUCCCAACUGACGGGUACUACAGCAGCAAGAAGUCCAAGAUCCAGUCCAACAACCUUGCCGGUGCCAUCCUGCAAGGUCUCAUGCCAUCACCACGGAGGCCGAGCCCGAAGACAUCGACGACGAUGCUCCUUCUCGGUCUGCCUCUCCGUAUCAUUGACGGCCUAGCACUGGCCUCCCCCCUUCGCAAGUUUUCCCUCCCUCCGAAACCUUAUCACCGAAUACUUCUCCUCUCCCGAUCCAACAACCGUCGUGGGUGCCAUGCUCGCUCUCGGAAUUGUGUCUGA
This is a messenger RNA of Mycena citricolor, 944 nucleotides long. Lineage: Eukaryota; Fungi; Basidiomycota; Agaricomycetes; Agaricales; Mycenaceae. The record is from the annotation of a GenBank genome assembly.